GCGAUGAUCAUACCACCACCGUCCGGAACCUCGCUCGCUCGGCCUCCUCGGCUUCUUCUUCUUCUACAACCACCACACAACAGCCGAUGGCCGCCAUGACGACCGCCGCUGCCGCGUCCUCGUUCAUCGGGACCCGCCUGCCGGAGGUCCCCGGCUCCGGCCGGGUCCAGGCCCGGUUCGGGUUCCGGACCAAGAAGGCCGCCCCCAAGAAGGCGGCGAAGCGGAGCCCGGACCGGCCGCUGUGGUACCCGGGGGCGACGGCGCCGGAGUGGCUCGACGGGAGCCUGGUCGGCGACUACGGGUUCGACCCGUUCGGGCUGGGGAAGCCGGCGGAGUACCUGCAGUUCGAACUGGACUCGCUGGACCAGAACCUUGCCAAGAACGAGGCCGGCGACAUCAUCGGCACCCGCUUCGAGACCUCCGACGUGAAGUCGACGCCGUUCCAGCCGUACACUGAGGUGUUCGGGCUCCAGAGGUUCCGCGAGUGCGAGCUAAUCCACGGCAGGUGGGCCAUGCUCGCCACCCUCGGCGCCCUCACCGUCGAGUGGCUCACCGGCGUCACCUGGCAAGACGCUGGCAAGGUGGAGCUUGUUGAAGGGUCAUCUUACCUCGGGCAACCGCUCCCAUUCUCCAUCACCACGCUGAUCUGGAUCGAGGUCUUGGUGAUCGGGUACAUCGAGUUCCAGAGGAACGCCGAGCUUGACCCCGAGAAGCGGCUCUACCCGGGAGGCAAGUUCUUCGACCCGCUCGGCCUGGCCGCCGACCCCGAGAAGAAGGCCACCCUCCAGCUAGCGGAGAUCAAGCACGCCCGCCUCGCCAUGGUCGCGUUCCUCGGCUUUGCCGUCCAGGCCGCCGCCACCGGGAAGGGCCCCCUGAACAACUGGGCAACCCACUUGAGCGACCCCCUUCACACGACCAUCAUCGACACCUUCACCUCCUAGAGUCCGAGCUUCAAUUUGUCCAGAAUCUGUGGCAAUUUGAGGAUGAAAUGUUUAUGCUAUGGUCUUUGACCCUGUAAAAAAAGAGUUCAUUACCCUUUACAAUGUUAAGUAGAAUGUGAUGUUAAAUCGCUAAAUCAUUUCGAAGCCAAA
Syzygium oleosum is the source of this 1091-nucleotide messenger RNA. Its product is annotated as chlorophyll a-b binding protein CP29.1, chloroplastic-like. Bases 87 to 941 code for a protein of 284 amino acids. The record is from RefSeq and is a predicted model, not a curated record. Lineage: Eukaryota; Viridiplantae; Streptophyta; Magnoliopsida; Myrtales; Myrtaceae. The transcript has 2 exons. Gene Ontology annotation, biological process: response to light stimulus; photosynthesis, light harvesting in photosystem I. Gene Ontology annotation, cellular component: plastoglobule; chloroplast thylakoid membrane; chloroplast envelope.